AUGUUUAGAUCAAAGGCACAUUUCUUAAUGCUGGCUAAUUUAAAAUAUUUAGAAUUGCAAAAGUUAUUAUUAAAUAGAUUUCAAAUAUUUAAGAAUGAAGAAAUAAGAAUAUUAAAAAAAGAAAAUAUGAAAAUUAUUUUAUAUGAAUGGGCUAAGUUUUUAACAGAAGAAAAUAAAGAUACUAAUAUAAUAAAUAUCCCAACAAAAGUAUUGAAAAAUAAAAAAGUUAUUGAAAUAUUAAAAGAUGAUACUGAUUGCAAAUGGCUAGUAAAUAAAAUAAAUAUUAAAAAUAAUAAUGAUGAUAACAUGAAUAAAGUUGAAAAUGAUGAAUUAAAAAAAAUCGACAAUCUCCAUUUUGAUGAAUAUCCUCAAUUAUUUUAUUAUGAAUACCCACAAUUCCCUUAUAAUUAUUAUGAUAAAAAAAAGAUGACUAACUUAUACUCUCUUAUAAAGUUUCCUUAUAAUGAUAUUUUAAAUAUUUCUAAAAGAAUUAAGAACGAUGAUACGAAAAAGGAAAAUGAAAUAAAAGAAAAGGAAGAAAAAAGAAUAAGUGAAUCUAUUACUAAAAAGUUAAAUGAAAAUGAAAAUUUGAUUAAUUAUUCUAACAAUAAUUAUAUUUAUGCACCAUCAGAAAUGGAAACUUCGAAAGAAAAUUAUCAUUAA
Messenger RNA from Plasmodium relictum, 663 nucleotides. Its product is annotated as conserved Plasmodium protein, unknown function. Bases 1 to 663 code for a protein of 220 amino acids. Lineage: Eukaryota; Apicomplexa; Aconoidasida; Haemosporida; Plasmodiidae. The record is from RefSeq and is a predicted model, not a curated record. The transcript has a single exon.